AAGUGCGCGCGUGUGGUUCGUGUGUGUAUACAUGUGCCAUCCUUCGCGUGAACGAUAAAGCGGGAGAGAAGAGAGGACUCGGGCCAACGGAAGCCGGAACCGAAAAAUGGAUGCGACGUCACUGCGGCUCAUUUCCGGACUGCUUUUGUUCGCUUACACCACGUCACACUUCAGUCAUGCAAACAGGGGACACGCGAAUUACGGGAAACCAAUUGGAAAUCUAACGAAAUACGCUCAUAAAAUCAAUGGAGAAGCGUACGUCGUGGACGACACGACGAUAUUCAUUAAAGGAUUCUCGUACGAUGGAACCGGACCGGACGCAUACUUCUGGGUAGGGAACAGUACCAAGCCCGAUCCACAGGGCUACAUCGUCCCGUAUCCGGAAAUAGAAAAGGGCAGGGACCCGGUGGUGCUUAAAAUGUACAACGAUACGGACAUCAUUCUGAAGCUGCCUGACGGAAUGCGGAUACGGGACAUCAACUGGCUGAGCGUUUGGUGUCGUCGAUUUACCGUGAACUUCGCCGACGUCUACUUGCCGGCGAAUCUGAAAGUGCCGAAGGUGAGGGUGUUGCCAGAAUUCUCGAGGUUGGCUCACGGGCUUCGAAGCGGGAACAUUACGAUCCUAGAUAGCAAAACUUUCUACAUUCCGAAUCUGCACUACGACGGCGCUGGUCCAGACGCUUACUUCUGGAUUGGAAACGGCACAGAACCCAACACUUUUGGCAUCAAGGUGCCCAACGAGAGAAAAAGUUUGUUACCGCUGAGAGGCUACCAAGGGGAGGACAUCGAAAUCGUUCUACCAGGGAACUACACCGUGUACGACAUCGACUGGCUGUCUGUGUGGUGCGUGCAACACCAUCAGAAUUUCGGACAUGUCCUGAUUCCGAAGGAUCUCGACGUUCCUCCUGCCCUUGGUCAAACGAAAAUCACGCCGCCUUGGUGGUACGAUCCUACAAGCAGCACACCGACACCGCCGCAAUCCAAACAAGAGUUGACCAAUUGCAAAGAGUUGCUCGAGGGUCGUGUACAGGUCCAAUGGGAGAUGAUAGGAGAGGAGAUACACAUUAGAGUGUCGGCGCGUAUAAGGGAGGAUCAGUAUGUAGCGUUCGGGCUUUCCGGUUACGACGGAAAAUCCGAAAUGAUCGGCGGAGACGUUGUAGUGGUCGGUUACAACAACGUGACCGGUGAAUUCAUCGCGAAGGAUUAUUACAUAUCCGACUACGCGCAGUGCGACGGUAUGAGGGGUGUGUGUCCGGACGAAAGGGUUGGAGGGAAGAACGACGCCAUCCUUGUCGGCGGGGAACGAAACAACGGAGUGACGGCAGUUACGUACAGGAGACCGUUGAGAACGAACGAACCGGUGAAAGACAGGAUGAUCCCGGACAAGGAAACUAGCGUGAUCGCUGCGAUAGGACCUCUGAAUUCGAGAGGAGAAGCGAAUGCUCAUCAUAGCUUCGACAAGACGAUCGAGGACAUUCGUAUUGAUUUUACGUCCAGGCAUGUCCACGAGUGUCCAAAUUCCCUCUACAACCUGCCGAACAUGUCUAACAUCAAACCGUGGCCACCAGCGGUAAUCACCAAUAAGACCUCGUUCAGCGCGAGGAUCGGGCCUGCUGGCGGGAAAAGAGGAUACUCGAGUAUCACAGGAGAUCCGGCAUGGGGCGUCGCGUGGUACAUCAACGACUUGCUGAUCCCAGAAAUUACCGUGGAGAGAGGACAGACGUACACGUUCAUAGUGGAGGGCGGGAACGAUCCAACUAAUCCGGCGAGAUACCAUCCAUUUUACAUCACCGACAGUCCAGAGGGUGGAUUCAGCCAAAACACAGAAGCAGCGCAAAUGGCGCAAAGAGUGUACGCUGGAGUGAAAUACGACGCUGAUGGAUAUCCUUAUCCAACCGCUGCUGGUCGUUACUGCGAAUGGGUGCACAAGACGGUGGACAUGAGCGCAGAUAUGGAGACUUUUGAGAACUUCUUCGAGACACUUAGACUGGAAUGUGACAAAGGUGAACCGGCUAAACUCGUCUGGACAGUCUCCGAGGACACUCCGGAUAUGGUCUAUUAUCAGUGUUACACGCACAGAAAUCUCGGCUGGAAGAUACACGUUGUCAACAGCGCACACGCGGUAAUGCCGCUUCUCUCACUGAUCGCAACAUCGUUCGUCGUCGGUAUGUUACAGUUCAUAAGAUGA
Messenger RNA from Habropoda laboriosa, 2188 nucleotides. Its product is annotated as protein Skeletor, isoforms B/C. The transcript has 11 exons. Bases 107 to 2188 code for a protein of 693 amino acids. The record is from RefSeq and is a predicted model, not a curated record. NCBI's taxonomy places the organism in Eukaryota, Metazoa, Arthropoda, Insecta, Hymenoptera, Apidae.